UAUAUGCAGAUGAUGAAUAUUCUGAAACCAAUUGCAUUUGAUGUGAUCCACUUCAUGUCCCAGCUCUUUGAUUACUAUCUGUAUGCAGUCUAUACAUUUUUUGGCCGACAUGACGCGUUUGAAUCAACAGGACUGGGCCUCAGUAGCAGCAGAUUACGCACCACACUGAACAGAAUCCAGGAGAGUCUAAUUGAUCUGGAGGUCUCUGCUGAUCCCACAGGAACUCUCACAGCUUCUGAAGAGAGAAAGGAGAAGGUGCCAAGCCCACACCUCAGUCAUCUUGUAGUUUUGACAUCUGGCAGUUCGCUGUAUGGUUUGGCAGAGAGAGUGGUGGCCACGGAAUCCUUGGUAUUUCUGGCUGAACAGUUUGAGUUUCUUCAGCCUCAUCUUGAUGCAGUGAUGCCACCUGCCAAGAAGCCUUUUCUCCAGCAGUUCUAUUCUCAGACAGUGUCAACUGCCAGUGAACUACGUAAACCAGUUUAUUGGAUUGUAGCUGCUAAGGCCAUUGACUAUGAACAAAUGCUGCUUCUCAUGGCUAAUGUGAAAUGGGAUGUGAAGGAAAUCAUGUCACAACACAAUAUAUAUGUAGAUGCUCUUUUAAAGGAAUUUGAACAAUUUAACAGAAGGUUGAAUGAGGUGUCUAAGAGAGUCCGUAUUCCACUGCCAGUCUCCAACAUCCUUUGGGAGCACUGCAUACGCUUGGCCAAUAGAACUCUUGUGGAAGGUUAUGCCAAUGUAAAGAAGUGCAGCAAUGAAGGACGUGCCUUGAUGCAACUGGACUUUCAACAAUUCUUAAUGAAACUAGAAAAGUUAACAGACAUUAGGCCUAUACCAGAUAAAGAAUUUGUAGAGACCUACAUUAAAGCAUACUACCUAACAGAAAAUGACAUGGAACACUGGAUAAAAGAACAUAGGGAAUAUUCCACUAAGCAGUUGACCAAUCUGGUGAAUGUUUGUCUGGGCUCCCACAUCAACAAAAAGGCAAGACAGAAGCUGCUAGCUGCUAUUGAUGACAUAGAAAGGCCUAAAAGAUAACUGGAGAAAGAUACUUUUCUUGUGACUUGUACCUUUUUCUGUUCAUGUGAAGCAUGCAGACAAAUCUCUCAUGGACUAAUGACACAUUCUCUUAAAAAACAUUGUGCAUGACCUUUCUUACCAGCAUCAGAGACACUCUGAAGCGGCAUCAUGUUCUAAAAUAUGACUUUUCUAUCUGUAGAAUUCUUUUCUGUUGUAUUUCUUUGUUGUUGUUGUUGUUGUUACUUGCCCUUAGUAAAGGGCCGCUGUAUAUCAUUGGUGAGCUGUAUAUUUUGCAAAACUGUAAGUAAAAUCAAAAUCAGAGAAAAACACAUUGGCUUAACAUAUAGUUGAUGCUCUUUUUUAAUAAAAGGGCUACUUGAAGACAUGUUUUCUUUCCUCCCUGCUUUCAUCCUCAGAAUUUGUGCUUUAUUAUGGACCCGUGUAAAAUGAAAGGAAAUGUACAAUAUUUGAUCAAUGUAUGUGGAUGCAUGUGGAUUAAGAGUGCAGAUCAACUAAAUACUCCUAUGUUAAAGCCUCUCAUCUUCAUAUGUAUUUAAAAAUGUCUGUUUGUUUCAGAAUUAAUUUAGUCAUAUCAAAAUGAUUGACUUCAGAUUAAUAGAAGGUAAUAAAUACUGUACACUAAUAUGAUUUCUGUGAGACUUUAUUUUUCCAAUUCAACAAUGCAAAAUAUCAUUUACAAUAGAAAAUAGCACUGUUCCUUUCAUAUCACUUCCCUUUUGUCCCUCUGCCAGUUUUCCCUGUUCUGAAGCAAUAAUGCCGGGGAAUAGGAAUAAUGGGGGUUUUUUUGGCUGAAGGUUUGGAUUGAUACUGAGAUAAUCUUACUAUUUCCUGCUCUGCUGUAGACAGCCUGAGUGACUCUGAGCAAAGCAGAAUUGCUUGGCUGCAUAUUUGUCCUGGAAAUUGAUUUGUCAGAAUAUCACUGGCUCCACUGAAGUUUUCAGGUUUGCCUU
This is a messenger RNA of Phaethon lepturus (White-tailed tropicbird), 1988 nucleotides long. RefSeq names its product coiled-coil domain-containing protein 132-like. The coding region runs from base 4 to 1035 and encodes 343 amino acids. The transcript is spliced from 8 exons. The record is from RefSeq and is a predicted model, not a curated record. Gene Ontology annotation, molecular function: SNARE binding. Lineage: Eukaryota; Metazoa; Chordata; Aves; Phaethontiformes; Phaethontidae. Gene Ontology annotation, biological process: endocytic recycling; retrograde transport, endosome to Golgi. Gene Ontology annotation, cellular component: EARP complex.